This is a messenger RNA of Paramecium tetraurelia, 1428 nucleotides long. RefSeq lists its product as uncharacterized. Gene Ontology annotation, molecular function: threonine deaminase activity; pyridoxal phosphate binding. The transcript is spliced from 5 exons. Gene Ontology annotation, biological process: L-threonine catabolic process. NCBI's taxonomy places the organism in Eukaryota, Ciliophora, Oligohymenophorea, Peniculida, Parameciidae. The record is from RefSeq and is a predicted model, not a curated record.
AUGUAAAUUUCUAAAAAAGCGCAUUCAUCUUUAAAUCUUGCCAACAAUGACUUAUUGGAAACUCCAGAUAAGAAACCCACGAAUCAUCAUGUCAUUAGAUCAAAUAAACAAGAAGAAAGUGCAAUAAAAGAACCAAUGGUAGUAGAUGUGUCAACUUAUAAUCAUCCUCCAAACCUUCAGAAAUUAAUUCCAGUUUCACAUAUUUUUGGAGCAUAUAAGAGAGUUAAGAAUGUCAUAACAAGAACACCAACUCAAAAAUCCAUGAAAUUAUCAGAAUAAUUCGGAGCUAAUGUCUAUAUAAAAAGAGAAGAUUUGCAAAUUGUUAGAAGCUAUAAGUUAAGAGGAGCCUACAAUAAAAUCAUAUCUAUACCAGAAAGUGAAAGACAUCGUACAGUGUUUUGUUCUAGUGCUGGUAAUCACGCUUAGGGUGUUGCUUAUGUAUGUAAUCUAUUGAAAAUCAACUGUGUUAUUUAUAUGCCAACAAAUACACCUAACAUUAAGUUUAAUGCAGUCAAAUCAUGGGGCAAAUAAUUUGUUCAGAUUGAAUUAGUUGGAGAUACUUUCGAUGAGAGUUUUAGGGCAAGCAAAGAAAGAUGUAAUAAUGAGAAUGGAAUAUAUGUCCAUGCUUUCGAUGAUGAGAAGAUUAUAGAAGGAUAAGGAACUAUUGCUGUUGAAAUUCUAGAGGAUAUUCCUGAGGAUUAAAUUGACUUUGUUUUCUUUCCAGUUGGAGGUGGAGGUUGUGGAGCAGGAAUUUCAUCUUAUUUCAAACAAGUUCACCCUGAAACAAUUUUGAUAGGUGUUGAACCAGAAGGUUCCCCUUCAAUGUAUGAGGCAAUCAAAUAAUAAAAAGUUGUAGAAUUAGAUACUAUUAAUACAUUUGUAGAUGGUGCUGCUAUUAAAAAGUCAGGAGCUAUACCAUUUGAGAUUCUGAAUUCUGUGUUAAAAGAUAUUUUUUUAAUUCCAGAAGGACAUGUUUGCACUACUAUGAUGAAGUUAUUUAACGAAGAAGGAAUACUUGUCGAACCUGCUGGGGCUUUGGCAAUAGCGGCUUUGGAUAGAUUCAAGGAUGAGAUCAGAGGUAAAACUGUUGUUUGUUUGAUUUCUGGCAGCAACAAUGAUUUAGGUAGAAUGACUGACAUUAGAAUGCUUUCAGAAAUUCAUUAGGGUCUCUAAUAUUAUAUGUUUGUAAAUUUCUUUUAAAAACCUGGAGCAUUAAAGCAAUUUAUUAUAAAAUGUUUGGGACCUACAGAUGAAAUCACUAAUUUAGAAUACACAAGAAAAAAUAAUAGAGAAAAGGGACCUGCAUUAGUUGGAGUUAAAGUAAAAAAGCCUCAGGAUUUCGAAGCCAUUAAAAGUAAAAUGGAAGAAUUAAAAAUUACACUUAGAAUUUUAUAACCAAAUCAAGAGAUUUUCAAAAUGUUAUUGUGA